Molecule: messenger RNA, 1524 nt
Organism: Dictyostelium discoideum AX4
Lineage: Eukaryota; Evosea; Eumycetozoa; Dictyosteliales; Dictyosteliaceae
Exons: 1
Coding region: 1-1524 (507 amino acids)
Source: RefSeq, a predicted model, not a curated record
AUGUCAACAACAACAACAACAACAACUACAACAACAACAAAAUUCCAAAAUUCCAAAUUUAAUGUCACAUUAGUUGAUACACUAAAAGCUGAUAAUAGUGUAAACAUUGUUACCAAAAAUAUUCCAUUCCUUUUGGUAAUCGAUCCAAAGAAAUUAAAUUCAAAUAAAUUAAAUAAAUCAAAUGGAGGUGUAUUCCAAAACCUUACCAAAGAUAAAGUUUCACUAAAAUUAGUAUACGAAAAUGAUUUGGAAAGUAAGGUAAACUCUUUAAAAACCAGUCCAUUGGAUUACAAUAUCUACAUCAAAGAUCAAACAGUAACCGUAGAAACAAGAAUCCAAACUUUAUCAUCUAAACAUGAAAAUAAUUUAUUUAAAAUUAUCUUGGAAUUAGAUGGUAAAUCAUUAUACACUGAAUCAAUUCGUUGUGUAUCAAAAAUAACAAAUACAGUAAUAAAUAAAGAUAAUAGAGAUGCAAUUAAUAAUAACAAUAGUAAUAAUAAUCAUAAUUUAAAUAGUAAUAGUAAUAAUAAUAAUAAUAAUAGUAAUUGUAAUAAUAAAGAAAUAAUAACUGAUAAUGAAUCAAUCUCAUCAACAAAUAGUCCAGUUGUAAAAAAAACUAAAUCAUCAAAUCAUAGACAUACAUCUGAUAUGGCUAAAACUAUUAAAAAACUUAAAAAAUUACGUCAAAAUGAUAAAAACUUAAUAUCAUUACUUUAUCAACAAAAUAAAUUAAUUACAACACAAUUAAAUUCAGUGACAUCAAUUGUUAAUUCAUUGGUUACAUACCAUAAUACUAACAACAAUAAUAAUAAUAAUAAUAUAAAUAAUUUUCAAAAUAUGUACCAAUCAUCACCUCCAUCACAUGAGGCACCUCAAACACCAAAUACAUUUUCAUUACCACCUUCACCACCAACAAAUCCAAACACACCAACUCCAUUCCCAUUUACAUCUGAAUCAAGUAAUUUAAGUAUUACUUCAACAUCGUGUGAUGCCUUGGGUAACAAUAAUAACAACAAUAGUAAUAAUAAUAACAACAAUAAUAAUAAUAAUAACAAUAACAAUAAUAAUUCUGGUUGCCAAAUUCAAGAUUUUCAAUUUCCAAUGAUUGAUUCUGAUGUUCUCAAAUCAAUUUCUACCAAUGAAACCUGUUAUAGUUAUCCAUCUGAUGGAUCCAGUAGCUGCCAAAGUUUUACAGAUUAUCAAGUUGCAAAUGACUUUGAUAAUAACAACAAUAUUGACUCUUCAUCAUCAAAUGACGGUAUUCACAACAAUGAUAUCGUAGUUGCUGCUGCUAAUUCAUCAUCUACAUCUGCAUUUAGUCAUGAGGUAAGAUUAAUUGAUUCUCAAUUAAAACUUAAAUCAUCUUUUUCAAAUGUUUUAGAAUAUAAACAACAACAACAACAAAAUUUUGAUGUAAAUAUAUAUUCACACCCUUCUUCUACUUUUAUUGAUUUAGAUUUCAAUCUUUUAGGUUCUCAAAAUGGUUUAAACAUAAAUCAAAACGAGGAUCAAGUUCUUAUUUAA